This is a messenger RNA of Prorocentrum cordatum, 478 nucleotides long. Lineage: Eukaryota; Dinophyceae; Prorocentrales; Prorocentraceae. The record is from the annotation of a GenBank genome assembly.
CUCCUGGCCCCAGCUGGGAGGGCGCAGUGCACCGCGCCAGGGCCCAGGAUGGCCCUGGCCAGGCACGGCGGUGGUGCACAUAUGCCUUCUGCGUUGCCAUGAGGGCGAUGGUGCUGCCCCACCGCGGCCUGUGCGACGCCCUGCGCUCCCCCCUGGAGGAGGAGAGGGUACCACGACCUGGCCCAGGUUGGCCAAACGAGCCAGCGGCCGAAGGUCGCUGCAUGCGCCAUCCGCCGGGUGGCUCCCUUGUCUCUCCGCCGCUCCUCGCCUGGGCCUCCCCGCCUUCUCCCCCGUGUCCCUUCCGCUCCUCUCCCAUCGCGCUCCGUCCAGCAUCGCGGCCGCGGCGCGCCCCAAUUCGGCGCCCGGACCGACCUGCGGCGGGCGCCGCCUGCCUUUCGCGAGGCAGCCUCCCCCGGGCCGCCCCGCCGUCCCGCGGCCUCUCGACGAGCGGCAGCGUGGUGGGUUGCAGUGGGGCAGA